Molecule: messenger RNA, 690 nt
Organism: Sphenostylis stenocarpa
Lineage: Eukaryota; Viridiplantae; Streptophyta; Magnoliopsida; Fabales; Fabaceae
Source: the annotation of a GenBank genome assembly
AUGAACGAGUCGGGUUCCGUCUCUUCUCCGCCGCGCCCGGUGACUGUCGACUGUGCAGAUGACGACGCUGCGCUGGCGAAGUCGGGAUUUUUGACGCGGAAGGAGGUUCUCCGGCGGCGGCUCCGGCGAGUGAAGCAGCUGAGGCGGUGCUAUCGGACUCACUAUUGGGCCCUAAUGGAGGAGCUCAGGUCGAAGUACAGAGACUACAGCUGGACCUACGGAAAGAGCCCCUUCAAGGAGGAUCACAACGAGAGCGACAACGACAACACAAACGGCGUCGUCACUGGUGGCGGCGGUGGUGGUGGUGACAUCGUGCGGUGUCGUUUCAGCGGCUGCAAGACCAAGGCCAUGGCUAUGACGAAAUUCUGUCACGCUCAUAUACUGUCCGAUUCCAAACAGAAGCUUUAUCAAGGAUGCAGAGCCGUUGCGAAGAAUUUGCCAACAGGGCCUUCAUUUUGUAAUAAACCAGUAUUGAAAUCCGUGGUUCCUGCUGCCUGCCCUACUCAUCAUCAAUUUGGGGAAAGGUGUUUAGCUCGGGCAUUAAGAAGGGCUGGAUUAGGGAAUGCUAUCCCUAAUAAUCGGAAGCCUACAGCGAAAUUACAUGUACUAGUUUCUGAAUUUGUCCACCAAAUUCAAAAGAAACGAAAGCUUGCAUUGAAAGAAACUGCUCUCAAAGUUGAAACUGAAUAA